AUGGCUAAUGAAUGGGAGCUGUGGACGUUAAGUUCUCAAAUUUAUGUUCUAGAUGAAGGAGAACAGGAGUUGAAAGACUUUGGAACACCAAUACAAGACGAUACAUGCAGCAGCAUUGCUGAAUUCCUGAAACUUAUUGGAUUAGAAAAAUGUUACCCAAAUAAUUUACAAUUAAUGGAUGCAUUGAAGAUUCGGACUCCAACAACGUCUCCUGAGCUGAAAGAUAUUGCCUUAAAAUUUGUUGAAAAUAUUGUUAUGGUAAAUUGUAAUUGUAGAGAUCAAAUGCUUCAAGAUCUUAUGAAUAACAAGUUUAAUACUACGGAUGAUAAUAGGGAUGAUGAAGAAGCGAUGUAUAGCUUAGAAAAUAUUUUAAAUGACACAGAAGAUGAAAAUGAAGCUGAAAUAAACCCGCUUGACAUCCUGCUUGUCCUCUUUAAAUGUAGUAGCCCAAUGCUUAAACAAAUAAUUACUAAUAAACUGUUCAUGUGUAAACUUGCUAUUCCGUUUAUCCUUCCUAAUUUUAAAAAUGAACCUAUAGAGAUAUGUUUAUGGCCAUUUCGGUCAAUUAUUUUAGAAAGUAAAGUACACAAGGGUUCAAUCCAAGAUAUGUCUGUAGAAUGCGCAUGUGAAAUUGUCUCUUUUGUUCGAAUAGGUCGUCCUUCCGUAUCAAAAUCGAAACUAGUGAAUGAAGUUCUUAACGAUCAGUACCACAAUACAUUUUCAAAUAGGGACUGCCCACUUGGGACAUCAAGACGAAAAAUAAGCGACGGAAUUGUAGAAGCUACUUGGUACAUUCCUUCAAACAAAUUAGCAGUUCUUAAAAAUAUAUCAAUGUUUCUCAAUUUGAGAGGCGAUGCUUUAGAACAUGAUGCACAACUUCAUGGGGUGUCACAGAUAACAGAUAUUUUAGUAAUGGUGCUAGAUAUCAAUAAUCUCGAAGACAAAUCAUUUAUGGUUUUUCUGAAAGAAAUGUUAAAUAGUUCAAAAUGUGUUCUGUUAGCAAUUAAUGCAUUUCAAAAUAACAGAAAAGAUGUUCGAGAAAGAAUUAAAAAUUUUACAAAAACAAUUGCAAACUAUCGACGACUAGUCAAUAUCUGUAUAUUGUCGAAGGAUGGACAAAUGAGAAGUUCUUUUAACACUAAAACUGAAAUGAGAAAGGCAAUUGCAGCAAUGAUGAAGGAAAAUGUAGACGAGUCCGUAUACAGUAGGAUAUCAAAAUGUAAACUAAAGGUAGACGAGGACGAUGUUAUUUACAGAAAUGCGAGACAAAACGCAUUAAAUGUUUUAAAGCAUUUCCAAAAGAAAAAUCGAAAGAGACAGUAG
This is a messenger RNA of Mytilus trossulus (common blue mussel), 1323 nucleotides long. RefSeq names its product up-regulator of cell proliferation-like. The transcript is spliced from 2 exons. Bases 1 to 1323 code for a protein of 440 amino acids. Lineage: Eukaryota; Metazoa; Mollusca; Bivalvia; Mytilida; Mytilidae. The record is from RefSeq and is a predicted model, not a curated record.